AUGCAUCGUACUUUGAGUGGCCUUGUUGCCGUGUUUGGGGUUGCCUUUGCAUCGCUCCAGGCGCCUGAGAACAGCGCUGGCGAUCUCGACAGGCGUUCCGCCCUACUAAGACAAUAUGAAGGUGGCUAUGCGCCAACGCUCGAAAUUCAGAACCCGGUACUUACCUCAAAAUGGUUCGAAGACAGCGACUUUGUUCAAGUCCUAGAGAUGGUUAUAUACAACUCUCAUUCUGCCAACUAUCUGACCUUGGCCGACACUUUGAAUGUCACUCUCACUUCGGAUAGCUUGGUCCUAGUUCAACCGGGUACGCUCACCCGCUUGGCGCCAAAGCAAGGUGCUGUCGUUCAGAUCGGUGUGAAGAAUAAGCCAGGAGUUUCUCGCGGCUCGCAAUGCUCAGGUACUGUCGUCGCCACUUACGGACAGGAUUAUGGUGAGAAGAAUUCUACCCAGGCGUUUACCGGAACCUGCGGCAUUCCGGACUAUCAGGCCGACGACGCUAGCAUCAACUUUCACUGGUCUCCAGAAUGGUUCAAUAAUGCCAAGUUCGGGAUUUUCAUUCACUGGGGGAUUUACUCCGUUCCCGCAUAUGGCUCUGUCCAGCCGAACGAAGACUAUGCAGAAUGGUAUUGGUGUCGUAUGCACGACUCCAACUACAAGACGAAGACAUAUCAGUACCAUGCUGAGACCUAUGGCGAAAACUUCAACUAUGAUCAGUUCAUGUCCAAUUUCUCGGAUGCUGGGUACGAUCCGAAAGAGUGGGUUGAUCUCUUCGCCGAAGCUGGUGCUCGCUAUAUGGUUCCUGUGACGAGUUUUGCACUCUUCAACACGUCAGAUGCCAUUAGCAAGCGGUCAUCUAUACAUUACGGGCCGAAGAGAGAUUUGACCGGUGCUCUGUUGGACGCCGCUGCCCAAUAUCAGCCACACAUUAGACGCGGCACUUAUUUCAGCAUGCCUGAGUGGUACAAUCCGGCUUACUAUAAGUAUAGGGACUCGGAUCCCACAUGGGGCGGCGGCUGCUUUGGCUUCAAUGAUACAAACCCAUACGAUGAUUCAACCGUCGAGUACACCGGGUAUGUUCCGGUCGAGGACUUUGUCGAGGACAUCCAGCUGCCUCAAAUGAGGGAGCUAGCGUACAAUUACAACACGGAGCUAAUGUGGUGCGAUAUCGGUGGCCCGAAUAAUUCCACCAUUUUUAUGUCGGAGUGGUUGAACUGGGCUCGUACUCAAGGCCGACAAGUAUCAUUCAAUUCUCGCUGCGGCCUCAAUGGAGACUUCAGCACUCCUGAAUACCGCACGAAUGGCGACACUGUAGUUAGCAAGUGGGAGACCAACCGUGGCAUGGAUCCCUUUUCCUUCGGUUACAACUAUCAGACGCCUGAUGACCAGUACCUUAACGGCAAUGAUAUUGUCCAAACUCUAGUGGACACCGUCAGUAAGAACGGAAAUUUCUUACUUGAUAUCGGUCCGACACAUAACGGUAGCAUACCUCAGAUUAUGCAGAAUGGGCUGCGGGACGCCGGCAGCUGGAUACUCCCUCAUGGCGAGGCUAUUUACGAUACUCGAUUCUGGAGCGUCACGCCUGGGACUGACAACCUUCGCUAUACCACAACUGAGGACGCGUUCUACAUCUUCUACCUGACUCAGCCGCCUUCGACAUUAACUAUCUCAGACCCUGUCCCUUGGCUGCCAGGAGAUACUGUAACUGCCCUUGGCGGAAGCGCGAAUGGCACUGUUAUCCCAACAGAACGUACCUCGUCUGGAUUGGUCUUACAAGUCCCUCAAGCUGCAAUCAGUGGCGAUAAUUAUAGCGACUUUUUUCAUGACUCAGUCUUAUUGGCUCAGGCUCGGCUUGUGGACUUGAAAGCAGAUCCAGCAGCCACUGUGGCUAGUGUCAGUGCGGAGAACUGA
Molecule: messenger RNA, 1908 nt
Organism: Fusarium tjaetaba
Lineage: Eukaryota; Fungi; Ascomycota; Sordariomycetes; Hypocreales; Nectriaceae
Product: alpha-L-fucosidase
Exons: 5
Coding region: 1-1908 (635 amino acids)
Biological process (GO): fucose metabolic process; glycoside catabolic process
Cellular component (GO): lysosome
Molecular function (GO): alpha-L-fucosidase activity
Source: RefSeq, a predicted model, not a curated record